AUGGCACAACGAGAUAACUGCUACGAUGGAUUAUCAGACAGAUUCAAAACGUUAUUUUUAAUAUUAACCACGAAAGAAUGUGAUAAAAUGAAUAUGAAUAUACAAAAAUGGGGUGACAGCUAUAGUUUUGAUUUAUUGUUUCGCAAUUAUGAGUAUUACCAUUUCAACAGUGAAUUUGAAUACAACAUUAUUGAAAUUCUGAAAUAUGAGUUCACCUUUAUAUUGGCAAUCAUCCACAAGGUAAGGACUGUAGGCAUCGAAUCAUUGUCGAAGGAGACGCUCGAUUACCUCCUUCGUUACAUCGACGAUUGGUGUCUUCGAGACGGUAUCUUCGAUGCGUGGGAUAUAGCCUUCGAGCUCUUUAAUAGAGAGGAAAUGGAGAUAGAGCUCGGCUUAAAGAAGCUCUAAUUUAAUUAAUUCUCUUUUUA
This is a messenger RNA of Entamoeba histolytica HM-1:IMSS, 428 nucleotides long. RefSeq lists its product as uncharacterized. The transcript has a single exon. Lineage: Eukaryota; Evosea; Mastigamoebida; Endamoebidae. The record is from RefSeq and is a predicted model, not a curated record. Bases 1 to 408 code for a protein of 135 amino acids.